AUCCCGACAACCGGAAGCGACUGGCGGUGCGGACCAUCUGCAUCAGCACACCCGCCGUGUGCUCGUCGUUUUCCAGCUCACCUGAAGACUUGAACACACAACGUCCUGCGUCGUCACCAGCAACACUCGUGACUCCGCCAAGAUGGAAGUACGUGUGGCUCACUCACGGCCAGAACCCCGUCCUCGCUGAUCACCAGAUACCCGAGCUGGUCCGGAAUCCGUUCCAGACCCGCAGUCAGGGCCGCCGUGGUCUAGAAGCACACGAGCUUGUUCAACUAGGAGAUAAAACCAGGUUUAACAAAAAGCCCCCGAGCCCCGCCAACUCACCAUCUUUGCUUUCUUCUCCGUCCUGUUUACGCUUGGUCGCGGGCAGCCAUCACUUCCGGCUUGUGUACGCGUGCUUUCACGUGACUGUGAGCGCUUCAAGGCUGUGGGGAAAAGGACAAUUUGUCUGACGUGGCGAUUUUGAUCACACACUUGACCAAUAUUGGAGUAGACCGGAUCAAUGUUUGUGAUAGCACCGCUCCUUAUAACAAUUUCUACCGAAUCCAAGGCUUACCGGCGACUAAAGCGGCUCUGCUUUUUAUCGGGCGGCUUCCCAGCAGCAGGGGGCGCGAGCUCACAGGAAGUGCUGGUCAGCUGACCGUCACAUGAUCUGCAAUUUCAAGCUAGCGAGCAAAUUUCCUCCGUGAAUUUGAAAAAGUCUCGUCUCAUUUUGUCAUGGCCGGCCGCGGGAAAUUGAUCGCUGUUAUCGGCGACGAAGACACAUGCACCGGAUUCUUACUCGGUGGGAUCGGCGAACUCAACAAGAACCGAAAGCCCAAUUUCCUGGUGGUGGAGAAGGACACGAGCAUCACGGAAAUCGAGGAGACCUUCAAGAGCUUCCUGGCUCGGAACGACAUCGGCAUCAUCCUCAUCAAUCAGUUCAUUGCCGAAAUGAUCCGUCACGCCAUCGACGCCCACAUGCAGUCCAUCCCGGCCGUGCUGGAGAUCCCGUCUAAAGAGCAUCCGUACGACGCCUCCAAGGACUCCAUUCUGCGGCGGGCCAAGGGCAUGUUCUCCGCCGACGACUUUCGAUAAAUGAGAUAAAUGCACCUGCUAAUGGUAUCCAAGUGAUGUCUGUCUCCAUUUCCCCACUUCCCCACGUGAUCGUCGUCUUGUUGGCUUUCCAGGAAGUGAAAAGUUGUCGUGUGACAGUUUGUGUACUUUGAUGUGAUUUAAGCGAUAAAGUCGGAUAAAUGUCCCCACCGCCAUCUUCCGC
Molecule: messenger RNA, 1261 nt
Organism: Doryrhamphus excisus (bluestripe pipefish)
Lineage: Eukaryota; Metazoa; Chordata; Actinopteri; Syngnathiformes; Syngnathidae
Gene: atp6v1f
Product: ATPase H+ transporting V1 subunit F
Biological process (GO): proton transmembrane transport
Cellular component (GO): membrane; proton-transporting V-type ATPase, V1 domain
Molecular function (GO): proton-transporting ATPase activity, rotational mechanism
Source: RefSeq, a predicted model, not a curated record